Solenopsis invicta (red fire ant) is the source of this 5643-nucleotide messenger RNA. Its product is annotated as hydrocephalus-inducing protein homolog. The transcript is spliced from 26 exons. The coding region runs from base 1 to 5643 and encodes 1880 amino acids. The record is from RefSeq and is a predicted model, not a curated record. Gene Ontology annotation, cellular component: axoneme. Lineage: Eukaryota; Metazoa; Arthropoda; Insecta; Hymenoptera; Formicidae. Gene Ontology annotation, biological process: cilium movement; axonemal central apparatus assembly.
AUGGAUCCAUGGAAUCGAGUAAUGUAUGAUGUAAUUGUAAAUCAAAUGAGCAAAAAUAGCUUAGCUAAAGAAGUUCUUCGAACUUUUCAAAUCGUCUCAUUAUCCACACUAUCCAAUUCCGUAAUUAAUUCUUCACGCACCAGUGUGACUAAUAAGCAAAAAAAUUCUGCAAGGAAUACUAGGAAUACUAAACGCAAGGAGCGUCUUUUAAAUCAAAAUAAAGAAGUAUCGACGGUGUCGUUAAAUGCAUCUACGAUAGAGAGCAUAAAUACUAAUGCAUCUAAUAAUGAUACAACCUUUGAUAAGAUAUUAAAAUCACGAUGGAUAUUACAACCUAACAAAACUCAAAAGUUCAAAAUUCAAUACCAAUCCGAAGAAGUGGGAACUCACCGACAAACAUACGCUUUAUCCAUCCUUGACGGCAAUGAUAUCACUUACGAUAUCAAUGUUUAUGGAGUCACAGAUGUUCCAAGACUAGAUAUGAAUCCUAAUACUAUUUUUACAAGGGUAACGUUUUUUGCUCAUCGAUGUGAAGCAAAAUUAAAAUUUUGUAAUGUAUCCAAAAUUGACGCAGAAGUAGCCUUCUCUCUUCAGAAAAAUAAUUCAGAUAUUUUUAUUAUAGAACCAGAGAAACUUUAUAUUCAGGCUGGACAGUGUGAAUUGCUAAAAAUAUCGGCAGGCGUUACGAAAAUCGGUUCUUUUUCCGAUAAAUUAAACAUAUGUGUCACAAAUAAUCCGCACAUUGAGACAAUCGAGGUGAUUCUUCGAUGUGAUGGCUCGAAAUUGGACAUAGAAUUUGACGAUAAACAGUUAUCUUUUGGCCGUGUACUUUUAUAUAGAAGAAACAUUCUUACUCGUUCUAUUCGGAAUAGAUCUCCAAUAGAGAUAUUCUGGCAACUAGAUCCUAAUGGAUCGUUAGACUCUCAAAUCUCAAUUACACCGACUAGAGGAAUUGUAAAGGCUCAGAGUGAACAAAACAUCGAAUUUUGUUAUUAUGCCAACAAAAUUGGAACAAUCAAGGAAAGCUUGGCUUUCAAAGUUUUCUUUCAUGAAAAUGACGCGGAAUCUAUUUUUACGGAAACCGUCACUUUAUCUGGCGAAACGUAUGACGUUGCUGUUGAUAUUAAUUAUGCAAAUCCAAUUGACUUAAAAUGCGUGGAGGUUGGCUCGCCCACAAGCGCAAACUUCACAAUAAGCAAUAGAGGGAAUCACGAAGUUAAAUAUACCGUACUUCUGGAAGAGCAAAAUAAAUUAGCCAAAAUCGCGCCGAGUUUGUCAUUAAACUUAAAUGAAGACAUAAAAAUUAAUCCUGCUUCCGGUUUCAUUCAACCAAAAAAAGAGGCUAUUGUACAAGUAACUUUUGUGCCAAAGAAUGAAAUUAUACUAAAAGAAUGCCCGAUAUUCCGAUGCCAACUUUUCGAUAUAAAUAAACAAGCUACUGUGAUUGCGGAAUUUCCUCUUACAGUUUCAUUAAUUUCAUAUUACACUAGAUUCCGCGUCUAUCCUUAUAAUGAAAUAAAUUUUUCCUCGCUUGGCAUAUGCACGAAAAAAACGUUGUACCUUAACGUGGAAAAUAUUGGACAAUUCCCUCUUUAUUACUCUAUUAAAUCGCCUAUCAAACAUCCAUCCGUUGAUUAUAUGAUAGAAAUUAAGACAGAGAACGUAAUCAAAAAGGAUCAUGAUAAAUCGACAGAUAGAUCAACGAUAAAAGAUAAAUCACAAAUUGAAAAAACAGAUAAGUUAAAAAUUGGUCCCUUUACUGUAAAAAAAACGGAAGGAAGUCUUCAACCCGGAGAGAUCGAUACCGUAGCAAUUGAAUGUUAUCCCGAAUUUGUUGGUUCUCAACAAGAAGAUAUAAUAAUUUACGUACCCAAUAGUAUUCCCGACGACAAAAAUGGCAAAUUAAUAAAGUUAUCCGUUAAUUCCUGCAUACCCAGCGUUGACCUCACAGAUCUCGAUGCUAUAUUUUAUGAAAAUCACAUUGUGGAUCGCAUUGAAGACUUUAUUUGUCCAAAAGAAAUUGAUGCACAUACAGUAUUCGCACGUCAAGAGAAAUGCCUGUAUUUUCGUUACGUCAGCAUAUUUCACACCCAUACGACGUAUCUUGUGCUUUACAAUCGGAACGUAAUACCUGUCGACGUGGAACUGAUCCUACUUGCGAAUUCAUUUACUCCGGGAACUAUGAGACCUGACACUUUCAUUUUGACGCCCGAAAGAGAACGCAUUCCACCGAUGAGUCACAAGAGAUUCGCGAUUUCGUUCAAUCCGACGUUUAUAGAAGUGACAUUCUUCGAAAUAGCAAUUGAACUUCCUCCGCAUUUGAAGGAUGAAAAGUUUUUUAUUAAAUUAGUAGGACAAGCUUGCGUACCAGAAGUGACAAUAAUCGAGCCACCGAGUGGAAAGCGAGAAAGAGCUAUUUUAAACUUUGGUCGUACGCUAGUAAAUGACUCUAAUGGAAGAAAAUUUACUUUUAAAAACAUUGGUGUGAUACCAGCUAAAGUGAUUGUCGAAAUUUCUAAAGAUCCAAAUUUUCUUUUCACUCUCAAUAUUUGCGAGGGUACAAGAAACUUGUCAAGUGUAUCAAACGAUCGAUAUAUCGUAGUUCGUUUAAUGCCCGAGGAAACGAUUACGCUCGAAAUAAAAUUUACUCCGCAAGAAAUCGGCAAGUACGAAAGUCAAGUGCGGCUAUUUAUAGCUGAUAAUCCUUACGAAAAUAUAUUAAUUGAUUUGAAAAGCGAAGCGUACGAAGAAUUAUUCGUGUUAGAUGGAUUAGAGCUUACGAAUACAAAGCUUAAUUCUAUCAAUGAAAGACGGGAGUCUAAUGCGAAAUCGCGAAGAUCGUUAAAACCAAACAGUACAGCAAGGGAUAAUCGAGAUUCUUCAACACCAACACUCCCGAUUUCAUUGAUCUAUAAGCUGGAUUAUGGAUGCUGCUUUGUCAAUAAGAUAUACAGGAAAAAUUUCAAAGUCGUCAAUAAAUCAAUGAAUAGGUACUUACGUUUUCAAUGGAGUGCACAUCCCAACAUUGUAUUUACUCCAUCCAUCGGUCAUCUCAAGCCUCUGAUUCACAAAGAAAUCGUUGCAACAUUUUUUUCUUCGGAGCCUGUAAUUUACGUUGAUACGCGUCUCGAGUGUACAGUCUGUGCAAUCGAUCUCGCUGAUCCCUCGAAAGAAUCUUCCUGGGACGAUCGAGAGACAGAGGUGCGAUGGAUAGCAAUGAAUUCUGACGCCGAGGAACAAGAGACAAAUACGGAAAUGGCCAAGAAAACAAUCGAACCCGUUAACGAGCCGAGCCACGAAAUCGUACCUGGCACGACAAAGUGCGUCCAAGUGUUACUUAACGCCACCGUGGCGUUCUCCAGAUAUUCCUGUCCCACUAAGGAGAUCAAUUUCAAGAACACGCUAAUGUUCCAGGUUGUAUUCUUUCUUAAUUUGAAUGGCAAUCAAAAUUUACGCACAACAGGGUGCGUGGCGCUACGCGGCACAUGCGCAGCCAUCUUGACUCCGAGUCUCAAGAAGCGCGAAUUAUCCGAGACCGCAGAUUCAGCGAAGAGUGGAAUAACUAUAAACGGUUUCAGCGCGUCUCACAUAAGCGAACACACAUUUACUUUUUCGAAUACUGGCACCGUCGGCGUUGAAUAUGCGUGGCAGAUAAACAUGGACGAGCAGUACCCAGUGAAAUCAAUCACGAAUUACUCUCGAGCCACGCCAAGAUCACGAAGGAGUAAUGCUCGACCUAACACUACUUUGUUAAUAUCCCACGAAUUAUCUCAUCAACGACACAAUCCAAGUUUCGAUAGGAGCGUAAAGUCGAAUCGUCAUGAGCUUCUGUCGUCUCGAGAGAGAAACAUAUUUAAUAAGGAUGUAAACAAUAAAUUGUCUACAGACAAUUUGAUCGAAGUGAAGCCUACUGCUCAUCAUUGCGGUCUAUCUGACCUCUUUAGCAGUAGCGCCGGGUUGACGGGGCGAAGUAGCGACAGCUGGUUAGAGAGCGACGAUCUGCCGUUUGGAAUUCAUCCCGAGAAGGGGAUUUUACCACCGAACGAAUCUGUGGAAUGCGUCUUGAGAUUCUCCCCUAUGGACGUAUUCGACUAUAAGGCAUAUCUCGUGUGCAAAAUGGAGAAUCUCGAUCCGGAGCUGCCAGAAUUAGUUAUUCCUAUCGUGGGAAGAAGUUUGUUACCAUACUGCCACUUUGACAUACCGGAAAGUGACUAUCUGUUCGGUGACAGACGCGACACAAAACUGCCAGGACCCGUCAAUUAUCAACUGAACGAUAAUUCUCUUCCGGAGAGCACAAGAGUGAUCGAGUUCACUGUUAUCGGAAUUGGCAGGUCUCACGUAAAAAAAUUCCGAAUGAUAAAUCCGACAUCGGACGACUAUCGUUUCACCUGGGAGGAUCGAACCCGUCACAUCGAAGGCGACAUUCCGAAAUUUCAUUGUGAGCUUCCAGAAGGAAUCGCUGAGCGAGGAAAACAAGUGGAUUUCGCCUUUACAUUCCUUGCACAGAACAUUGGCACUUUCGAAUCCUUCUGGUUGUUCCGUAUCGAAAAGUACGAUCUGGAGUAUCUCUUCCUGCUCGUCGCGACGGUCAGAGAACCCUCGAUUUGCUGUUCACUUGCCCACCUAAAAAUGAGACCAACUGUAUUGGGCAUCAACGUGCGAGAAUCGGUAAAUGUAAUCAAUAACGAGGAAUUUCAGAUUCCCUUUCAAAUCGCACGGGACUCUUUAUAUUCCGAAGGGCGUCUUCAGUGUUUAAAGAUAUCACCUAUGAGCGGCAUUUUGCCAGCAAAAGGCGAUCAGAUAUUUUGGAUCGAAUAUCAGCCUUCACUUCUUGGCGAAUUUCAAUUUUGCGUAAAGUGGAUUGUAAAAAGAAUGAAGUCACCGUUGACAGUAUUUGUUACAACGACGACGUACAAUAUUAUCGUUUCGGUUACAUACGUCGAUCAGAAUGGUCAGAUAGUGCGAUUAAGUCAGGACAAAGAGAACAUUAUCGACCUUGGAAAACUGAUGUUACGAGUACCCACUACUAUGACGUUUGAAAUAAUAAACUCGAGUAAAAUGACGCUCAGCUAUUCCUGGGAUCUCGGCAUGACAACGGAAAUAAUCAGCAGAAAUGUAUACACAAUUGAGAUGCCUCAGAAGCAGGAUCAUAUGCUUAGCGAGUCGCGUUCCAACUGUUCCCUCAUUGUCACGGCUUUACAAAAGACAGUUAUAAAGAAUCAUCCCGUCCUUUUGAAAAUUUCCAGAGGCCCGACUUUUCGACUGAUUCUCAAGGCGACAGCGAAUAAACCGAUUUUGGAGUUCAGUUUUAAUUACCAUGACUUUGGACCCUGCUACAUUCGAGACGUCACCGCGGCUCCGUAUCACGUUGAUUUACGCAUCACGAAUUCUGAUAAUGUUCCAUACAUAUUGGAGUGCAAGUUUGAAGAUAAGCCACACAUCUUUGUGAAUCUGAACGCUCUUUCAGAGACAAUAACUGCUCGGUCAAGUAUUAUCAUUCCGAUAGCAUUUCGACCUUUGGAACAAGUGCAUUAUCGCGAUAAUCUGGAUUUUAUAAUCAAUUCAACGAUUGAAAAAAAGAUUACUAUUACUGGCGAAGGAAUUACAUAUAAGAAUAACAAUAUUUCAAAGAAUUUUAUAUGA